Seminavis robusta is the source of this 2008-nucleotide messenger RNA. The record is from the annotation of a GenBank genome assembly. Lineage: Eukaryota; Bacillariophyta; Bacillariophyceae; Naviculales; Naviculaceae.
UCGAAUCGAAUUCGGAAGGUUUUCGAUUGAAAAUCGAUUGCGAAGCCGUCAACCCUCCCGUCAUUGGCCACUUGUCUCGACGCUGGCAAGAGUGGAUUGAACCGCCACAAGAAGACUUGCUCGCAUCGAGACAGCAGCAAGAGGCAAACGGCGUCCGUCCGAUCAAAAAGACCUGACGGCAGCUUUGUCGCCCAAGAAGAGAAGACGAAGCGGCAGUAGCCAGCAAGCACGCAAGCAGUCGAUCCAACCCAACACCUACUCUCAUCAUGGACUCCAAGGCUAUUGCCACCUCUACCUCUACCAGCAACCAACCACACGGUUUGGCUCCUUCUUGUCCCCUCUUGAUGGAUCACACUGAUAUUUGGAUUGGGCAGAUCUUGCCUUGUCUGGGCAUGGGCCAGUAUGCCUUUGUUGGGGGCGUCAGCAAGAAGAUGAACCAACUCUACAAAGACUAUUAUGACACUGUGGAGAAUCCACCAAUACUGGAGAAGCCCAAACGCAGCGCCCUUGCUACAGAUACAUUCUACAGCAACACAUUCUACAGUGUGUCCUGUGCCGACCAUUGGCACAAGGACCAUCCAAAUGUAGGUGGACAUAUUGGUGGCAAUCCUCGUUACUUGUAUCGUCAAAUACGAGGCGACCAGUACAUUUGCAAACAAAUUGUCAAGGCUGGGCAACUUCGAGUUCUUCAAUGGGCCUACGAGAAGAAAUUCGCCUGGGAUGACAUUACAUGCUCUGCAGCCGCAAAUGGUGGUCGCCUGGAUUUGCUAAAAUGGGCCCGUGAACUCGACUGCCAUUGGGACGAAUCAACAUGCUCUGCGGCCGCAGAGGGUGGUCACUUGAAUGUCCUAAAAUGGGCUCGUGAUAAUGGAUGUAGUUGGGAUUGGAAAACCCCUGCGAAGCAGCCAAGAUUGGGCGUUUGGAUAUUGUCAUUUAUGCCUAUGAAAAUGGCUGCACCUGGGGUGAAGAACAUGGUUUCCGUGAAGAUUACAUGUGUCCUUGUGCAGCCGCCGCAGAAAAUGGACAUCUCGUGGUCAUUCAAUGGUCCCGUGAAAAAGGGCUUCCGUGGAAUGCUGCAACCUGUGUUCGUGCAGCCAUGGGUGGCCACUUAGAUGUCCUGAAAUGGGCCCAUGAGGAGCAUGGAUGUCAGUGGGAUGGUGAAACAUGUAGAAUUGCUGCUGAGUAUGGGCAUCUUGAUGUGCUGAGAUAUGCACGCGAAAAUGGCUGUCCAUGGCCAUGGCGUUGCCUUGCAAGUUCAUCAGCUGCACAAGGUGGCCAUCUCGAACUACUGGAAUGGGCUCUUGAGAAUGGAUGCCCGUAUAGUGAAUCCAUGUAUUCUGGUGCUGCAUUUGAAGGACGUUUGGGAAUUCUCCAAUGGCUUUAUGACAAUGCCUAUCCCUGGUGUGCUGAUGCAUGUCGUGCAGCUGCUUAUGGGGGCCAACUCGAAACUCUGAAAUGGCUACAUGAAAAGGGUUGCCCAUGGGCAGCAAAUACAUGUGGGAAUGCAGCAUUGCGUGGGCACUUUAAGUGUCUGCAGUAUGCUCACGAAAACGGAUGUCCAUUUGAUGAAGGGACAUGUGCCAAUGCUGCCAGAAGUGGAUGUUUGAAUAGCCUCAAGUAUGCACAUGAUCAUGGCUGCCCGUGGGACGAAACAACAUAUGUCAAUGCUUCACAUAGCGCUGCAUAUUUUGGGCAUCUGGAAGUUCUUCAAUUCGCUCACGAAAACGGCUGCCCAAUGGCAUGGCACCCUGAAACAUGCUGGGGCGCUACUGAUUGUGGACAUUUGGAUGUCCUGAAAUAUGCACGUGCCAAUGGAUGUCCUUGGGGCAUCUUGACGUAUCAGAUGGCAAGGAACCGUACUACUCCAUUUCGUGGAAACAGAACGGAAAUCCUGCAAUGGUUGCGUGACAAUGGUUGCCCAGAAUAGAACCAACGGUCACUGGCGUUGGCGGCGAUUCCAGCUGAGGGUAUACUAUAGUAAUUUACGAAAUCAAUCACUCUUUUGCUG